Colletes gigas is the source of this 18738-nucleotide messenger RNA. RefSeq names its product histone-lysine N-methyltransferase 2C-like. Gene Ontology annotation, biological process: positive regulation of transcription by RNA polymerase II. Gene Ontology annotation, molecular function: histone binding; transcription coactivator activity; histone H3K4 methyltransferase activity. The record is from RefSeq and is a predicted model, not a curated record. The transcript has 34 exons. The coding region runs from base 528 to 18149 and encodes 5873 amino acids. Gene Ontology annotation, cellular component: nucleus; MLL3/4 complex. NCBI's taxonomy places the organism in Eukaryota, Metazoa, Arthropoda, Insecta, Hymenoptera, Colletidae.
CGUUCAAGCAGCUUGUGACAUUUUUUUCUGUUACUACAAGAUGUUUACUUGGAUGAGCCGUGCGAAUUUCAACGAGGAUCCCGAUAAUUACGCGUGCAAAACCGCCAUGAAACUGCUAAGGAGACAACAGUAACUGGAAGGUACGUGAUCCGGCGUGGUUACGGGCGGCCCGGGUAUGUUUAUAGCCUGCAAACUCUGACAUAGCAAUGGCGUACUGUCGCCGUAAAGGCCGUGCCAACAAAAUUGUCCUCAGCUUUAUUUAGCGUAAGUUAAUUGUGCACGCGGGAAUCCGCCGAAGAAACGACGCCUCGAAUGUGGUGACAUGGCUCAUGGUGACAAGGACUAUUUGUGUUUCUCGGUGAUGAAAAGUGGCGUUUUUCGGUGAUUAUAGUGCCUCGGUUUUCCCCACUGUGGAGUGACCGCCGAUUGCCGAGCGGCACGCCAUCCUGCUGUAGCUGACUGAGCUCUAUACUGUAAAGAGAUUAAAAGCUAUGACUACAUAGCAACACAGGUCUAGUAGAGGUGCCAUGGAUGAUGAAGAGCGUCUUGAGGGUGAGGAAGAAAUGGAAUUAGACGAAGCUUCUGAUGGUGAAGAUGAAGAUGAAGAAACAACAGGAAUUCCUGUUUCUCCAGCAAAUUCAGAUCAAUUGCUUGGCCCUGUACCAACAACUCCUGGUAACAUAACCCCGGAUGAAGCUUUUCAUGAUCCUUUACGGUACCCGAAAUUUCCACUUCCUGGAGGUAAACCUUUAAAUAUUAGGCGCGGUCCAGGUAGACCUAGGAAAGAACGUCCACCCGGAAUUGCACGCGGUGGAACCACUCGUAGAUCUUUGGGAAGAGGGACUAAUAGGGGCAAAGGUCUUGGAUAUGCAAGAGGUGUACCACGUCGUACUAAAAGUAAAGAUGACGACACGCAUUCAGAGUCCCCAAGCCCUCUUCGUCUCGGUGAAGAUACGCCUGAUGGAGAGUCGUCCAACACCGAGAGAUGUAUGCCAGCACCAGAAGAACCACCAUAUUUUCCAGAACAAUGGCCAGGGAAAGUAUGCGCUUUGUGUAAUUUGGGUGAACGAAGUCAACUGGGUCAGGGUGAAUUGUUAAGAUUUACCUGCCCUGAAGGUUUUACCCCCGAAAAGUCCACUAACCGUGACGAAACAACUGAUCAUCUUGUUGAUAUAACUACUGGAGACAAAAGUCCGCGUACAGCAGGUCCUGGUGCUGUGACUUGCCGCCGGCAGAAGAGUCUAGCUAAGUGCAGGAAUACUAGUCUAACAAAUUUUACGGAACCAGUGGAGGAAUUAACUAUAGUUGGGUAUUCAGAAGAACCAGAAAUAGGAACAUUAUUCGAAUCAACUGGGCACUAUUACAUUCAUCAAUCGUGCGCAGUAUGGUCGAGCAAUACCCAAGACUUAACAACAGAAGCGUUAAGCCCGGCAAUAGUGCAGGCUUCGUCAAGGCGUUGUGCUUAUUGUUCUCAUUAUGGAGCUGGAAUUCCUUGCAAAGUGGCAUCGUGCAAUCGUUAUUUUCAUUUACCAUGCGCUGCAGCUUCAAGUUGUUUCCAGGAUACAAAAAGCUUGUCCCUCGUUUGUAGUCAACAUUUGGGGCAGGUUCCACUUUUGUUGAACGGUGAUAUUACUUGUAUGCAGUGCUGUGGGAUGGGAGAUGUUUCCAACCUAGUAAUGUGUUCCAUCUGCGGCCAACACUACCAUGGCAGUUGUGUUGGUUUGGCACUGCUGCCUGGUGUACGGUCUGGCUGGCAGUGUGUAUCUUGCAGAGUAUGUCAAGUGUGCCGUCAACCAGAAGAUGUUUCGAAAGUAAUGUUGUGUGAACGUUGUGAAAAAGCGUAUCAUCCUAGUUGUUUACGACCAAUUGUUACAUCUAUACCUAAAUAUGGUUGGAAGUGUAAGUGCUGCCGUGUAUGUACAGACUGUGGUUCGCGUACACCCGGCGCUGGUCUCUCAUCGCGGUGGCAUUCUCAUUACACCGUAUGUGAUUCGUGUUACCAACAAAGGAACAAAGGUUUUUCGUGUCCUCUUUGUAGAAAGGCAUAUCGGGCCGCCGCGUAUAGAGAAAUGGUUCAAUGUAGUGCAUGUAAAAAAUUCGUUCAUGGUACCUGUGACCCUGAGGCUGAUCCAUUAACUUACCAACACCGUAAGGAAGCUAAACCCGACUAUGAAUAUAUUUGUCUGCACUGCAAAAACAUGGCACUUGUAAAAAGGAAAGAUAAUAUUGAGGAUUUUAGUGGAGAUUUAAGUUUAAGUGCGUCGCAAGAAAGUCUGUACGGUGACGGGGAUUCGUCGGAAUUCGAUUAUCAAGGUGGAUCAGAGGAAGCGCUGUAUUCUAUAGGUCUCGGGAAAGGGAAACCGUUCUGCGCGUCCAAAAUAGCAAAGAAAAGAUUAGGACUCGGCGGUGGAUUGAUCGGUCGACCGAAAGGAAUUGGUAAACUUGGAUACCAAAAGCGACAGAAGAUGACUGAAUUUGGAAGGAAAAGGGGCCCCAAAGCGAAAAUGAGAGGUAUCUUCGGAGUGCCUGGUGUAGGAUUACAGAGGCCAAUGUCGGACUCAUUUUCGAAGGAAGAUGAACCAGGCAUUGAAAAUAGACUGGUGUUAUGUUCGGCAAAGGAUAAAUUUGUAUUGACCCAAGAUAUCUGCGUAAUGUGUGGUGCAAUUGGUACUGACCAAGAGGGGUGUUUAAUUGCCUGUGCGCAAUGUGGUCAAUGCUAUCACCCUUACUGCGCGAAUGUCAAAGUUACUAAAAUAAUAUUGCAAAAGGGUUGGCGGUGCCUUGACUGUACAGUAUGCGAAGGUUGCGGUGAAAGGAAUGACGAGGGCCGUUUGAUUUUAUGCGAUGAUUGUGAUAUCAGUUAUCAUAUUUACUGCAUGGAUCCACCCCUGGAUUAUGUGCCACACGGUACUUGGAAGUGCAAGUGGUGCGCGCACUGUCAGACAUGUGGCUCGAACGAUCCAGGAUUUAAUAGUAGCUGGCAAAAAAAUUACACCCAAUGCGGUCCCUGCGCAUCUCAUACUGCCUGUAUAUCUUGUCAAGACGCGUACAACGAAGGAGAUCUAAUAAUACAAUGCAUCCAAUGCGAAAGGUGGUUGCAUUGUACGUGCGACGCGAUUAAAACUGAAUCAGAGGCGGAGAAAUGCGCGGAGGAAGGUUACAUUUGUAUACUUUGUCGUCCAAGAGAUGUACCGCCGCCCCAUCUUUUAUGCAAUCAACCGAAACCACAACCAAAUAAGUAUCCCCGUUCACCACCACCAACAUCACGUAGCCCAGAAUUGUACAAACCUUCCUCCCAACAAUAUUUGGUCGAUGGUGUCUACCUAUCCGAAGCUGGAAUGAAUCAUAUAAAAUCAUUGACAUCCGAGCAUCAACAAACGAGAAAGAAAAGAAGAAAAAUGCAUCCUUUGAUCGACAAGGAGGCGGACAUAAUGGCUACUAUAGAAUCUGUAGUUGCUGGCGGCAGUUUAGAUAAUUCUUUAGAAGAAAAUGGAGGUAAAUUAGAUUUAGUUGAUGUUAAAGACGAGCCAACGGAGGUGCUCAAGGAGGGCAUGGUGUGGACACCGCGUGGCGAUCAACCGCCGCCCGAAGGUUUUAGUAUUUAUACGACUGAAAAUGGUAUACCAAUUCUGAGACGCAAACGACAGCGUAAUUUGCAAAAAUUAGGCAUCGGAGGUUUUAUCGUCAGACUGAGAGGCACUCGUAAAGACAAAGAGGAGGAUGGAGACCCCGAAAAACCAUCCGACUCUACGGUGAAUGUGGCGGACGACAAACCACGCAGGAAACCACAGAGAAGAAAACCAAAGACAAAACUUUCUGAAUGUUUUCCUCUCUACAUGCAAGAGGCAUUCUUUGGCAAAGAUCUUAUGGACACGACCAAAGACAAGGAACUGGAAAGUAGCAGCGAAUCGGAUAGCGAGCGUAACGUGUCCGGAAACGCAGAUACUAUCCAGCUAUCUCAAGACGAGCUGAAAGCGAUGGAACAGGUUAAAGCUAAGCAAGAGAAAGAAGAGGACAAAAUAUCUACAGAAACUCCCAUAAAACGGGAGGAGAUUAUGGAUGACGAUGAUAGCGAUACAGAAGCCCUCGGUGACAUCUUACCCAUUUCGGGUGACUUGCUGGAUAGUGAUCUCGUUAAUACCAUCAUGAACGAACCGGACGAAGAUUUAGCUAAAGCUAGCGAAGCAUUGGAUGAAUUGGAUGACACGCCAGGACCGACUAAAGAUGAAUUAACAGACAUCCUUAGUCCCCAUUUCAACUUGGAAUCGAUGGUCAGAGAUACAGGAUUACCUAAUAUGGAUAGCAAAGACAUCGAAGAGAUAUUCAAAGGGGUUUUAACCGAUGAAUCUCAAGAAUCUCAAGAAUCGUCGGUCUUUUCUGUUCAAGCUCAGGCGCCGCAUCAUUCGUCCUCUACAACGCCUCUCGUAUCUCCUUCGCCGCAUCCUGGUAUACAAACAUCAAUGCCUAUACCAAGACCUCAAGUACCUGGCACGCUACCCUCCGUUGGUCAAUCGAACUUAAAUUCUCCAAUGAGUUUCCCACCUCCAUCUCCCUAUCAUUCGGAGUAUAGCAAUAGCCCACAAUUCAGUCCUGCUUUCUCUGAACCACCAAGCCCGUGGGUCAAUCCCGAUGACGAGGGCACCGCGCCAGCAGGCAAUACCACAAUCUCAUACAACCAAAGAAGUAAUCUUAAAAUGGAAGCCGAUGAAGCUUUAGGUAGAGGGGCAACUAUAUCCUCCGUUCUCUAUGCAAAUAUGAAUCACCCAGAGUGGAAGACGGAUUAUCCAGCUUGGCCAGAAAGAUGCAAACAAAUACUGAAGAAGUGGCGCGCGCUGCCCAACGAGAAGAAAGCCCCGUAUCUGACAUACGCACGGGAUAACAGAGCUGCGAUUCGUAUGAAAAAGACGCAACAGAUAUCCAAGGAUAUACCAAGCACGACCCCAGUCACUGCAACCAGUGCACCUACCAUCAUCACCAAACCUGUCACAACUAUGACAUCAGCUCAAGUUUCUCCAGUAGUAGCUAUGGCCUCCAACCAAAGGCAGAUCGGACUGUUGACCUCAGCGGGCAGUGAAAAGUCACAGGAAAAGAACGGAAUGACUGUGUCCGCAACAGGGGUGACAGUGUCAACAGCUAGCAGUAAUCAUCAUGCGGAGGUGUGUGCGGUGCAGGGACCGCAGAAGCAGCUAACAUCUACUUCCCCGAGUCCUUCUCCAACAUCCACGACCCCUUCUUCUUCACCCAGGCCCAGCUCUGUGAAUUCUAUUAAUUCCAUUAACAGCCUGGCGCACCAAGAGAUUACCGGUAGCCAGGCUAGAGUAGCUCAGUCGCCAGCCACGCCUUGCACAUCAGCAACUGCUUCUUCUUACUGCAACACGGGCGCCGGUGAAGGGCAGCAUCAAACGUCACCAUCCCAGCAACGUCCCACACCUGCUCACAUUACGAUCAGUACCAGUACAAUUGCUAACAGUCUGAGCAUCUCUCAGCCAUCCCCCACUGCCAACGUUAUGGUGGGGGAGCAAGAGAGACUUUCCAAUAGAGAUCGUUCGAGUAGAGAAGCUGAACAAGAACGUCAAUGGAAACAGUUGCAAGCAUUACGUCAACAACAAGCGCAGAUGCAGCAACAAGUUAUCCACGAGCAACGUGUGCACGCUAUCGCCAGAGUUCAUAGACAAAUAAGCGAAGACAAUACAACUCAAAUAAAUACCGACAAUACAACAGGAUUAACAACACAGCUGCAGGUCUCCACUUCACAGGAUGGUAAUCACAUGGGACCAUUAGCGUCACCGUCACCUGGAUCACGUAACACGUUCGCCACUCCACCUGUGAAGGUUACACGAGGAUUGGUGCCUCAAAGUCCACAUCAGGGCAUACCACGUUUGCCUAACCAAGCGGGCGCGACAAUGACAAGACCAGUCGGGACUGUGGUCAGGCCUGGAAUGCCAAAUAAUUUCACGCAACCCCCCUCGCCGUUCUCCCCGCAAGCGCCGCAAUCUCCUCAUGAUUUUCCGCAGUCGCCAGCCUCUUCGCAAUCUCAGGAUCAUUUUCAACGUUUCGACAAUACCGAAGCUUAUUCCCAAGGCUCCCAAACGCCCAGGUCGCAAAUAUCUGGCACGUCCUCGUAUUCCACGUCUCCCAGAAGCGACGUAUUUUCCCAGCCUCCAGGUACUCCACGGCCCAUCUUUAAUGCUCCUACUACUCGUCCUUCUACUCAUGUAUAUGCACCAUCUCGUACGCCUGAUCCAUAUAGUAGUCAACCCCCCACACCCUCCCCCGCUUCGAAUUAUUCCUCGCCAAGACCAGAAUCGCGGCAAGACACGCAGCAGCCUGAAGUGUUCAAUCAACAACCAGAAGUGAAUAGGCAAUUACGCGACCUUUUGCAACGACAGCAAUUCAAUAAGAAGAUAGAACCGGUGAAUCCUACGUGGAAUCAAGACGGUCCGAACAACUCGGAGAACAAUCAGCCGCAAUUUGAAACAGCUCAUGUACAACUUCCACAACACACUCAGACAACAAGUAGUCCCGGUGAAGGUACUUUCAGACAUCCUCUUCCGCCUGGUAUCGUUAGACCCAGGAUGCCUAUUCAGCCAAACGUCUUGAUAAGGAAUCAAAUCGGAAUAAACCCGAGACAUCCCGUAGCACCAAGUUUAGACGCCAGAGUGCAGAACAUAGAUCCACGAACCAGAAUGCUGCUGCAAAGACCGCAAAUGGCUACGCCUAUACCUCAGCAACAUUUUCAAGCGAGUCAGACGUUGCAAACGCGAAUGCCAACCGCUAGGAAUUCUAUCGCCGAACCGUACGACGUCUUGCAACAACAAAGGUUUCCAGAUCCUAGUCCGGGCCAAAAUAUAGCGCAACGCAUAGUGCGUACGCCACAGGAUAAUUUAAAUCAAGGAAUCAGAAUGUUAGGUUCUCAAGGGAUGGUCAGAGCGCCUCUUAUACCAACCACGGUUAGCGAAGCUACUGUCAGUCCCUCGGAACCGUCAGAGAUUCCGGACAAUGUCACGGCAGAACUUGAAAAAUUGGAGCAAGAAGGGGCACCGAUGGUCGAGGUCGAGGGCGUGAGUGCAAUAUUAGGAGAUCUAGGCGACGAUGAUGACGAAUUGCUUGCUGAAAUGGGAGCAGAUUUUAAUAUUUUGGAAUACGCUGAUCCCGAAUUGGACAACAUAACCGGCGGUGAGAAAACAAAUAUACUCGACUUGGAUUUAGAACAAGUCGAGGUAGAGACGAAGGACGAGAAACAAAAGAAAGAAGUUAAGGACGAGGAGCGAAAACCGGCAGAAUUGAGCGCGACCAACUCGGUGCACACUGAUAUGAGUGACACGUGUACGACGACCACCGUGCAGACGCCAACAGAAACGUCAAAUACUCCGACACAAGCGCAGACAGUACCGCCUAUUACCACGACGUCUCAAACACCGCAACAACCAUCCGCCAUUAUGCCUCAGUCGCAUGCUCAGGCUGUCGUUGUGCAGCAACAAAUGCAUCAGCAUGUGCAACAAGCAGCGGCCAUGGGCAGGCCUAUGCCACCAGGUACUCGGUUGCUGUCGCCUGAUGGAGCAGUUGGCGUCGUCACGUCGACAAACACAGUCACUGUUAGUUAUCCGUCCACAUUCCCUGGCCAUCCACAGAGAAUGCCUCAAACACAUAUCCAAGUGUCUCAACAGCAACGUUUGAGCAUGAGAGUAACAGGUGUGCCGAACGUAGCUGGCCGAGUGGUAGCCGUGAAUCACAUGAUCGGUCCACGUAUGCCCCUCGCGCCACCGCCCCCGCCGCCACCGCCUCCGUAUCCUGGACCACCGCCCCCUUACCCAGGACCCAUACAGAUGGGGCUGUGCCCAGGUGGGCGGGGUAUGACGCGGCCCCCAGUCCAUAUAGGGCACCCAGUGCCGGUGGCAGGUCCACCGAUGGCCCCUGUGGUACAUACUGGUACGCCCGCAAUGACACCUCACCCUCACCGAAGACCCUUGCUUCUGCAGUCAUUGUCACAGGAACAACCACUGUUGCUGGAGGAACUGUUGGAACAAGAGAAACGCGAGCAAGAAAAGCAGCAGCAGCAGCAGCAGCAGCAACAACAACAACAACAACAACAGCAGCAGCAGCAGCAGCAGCAGCAACAACAACAACAGCAGCAGCAGCAACAACAACAGCAGCAGCAGCAACAGCAAAGCGAUAAUACAAGUUCUGGAGGACCUCUUCUCAGUGACAGUGAGUUUGAAAGAUUUAGAGCAGACGUUUUGGGUUCUGCACCUCUUGCUUCUCCUCCACAAGGAAUUACAUCAGUACCUGGAGGAGUUCCUGUAAUUAGGCCAGCUUGUACACCAAGACCACCAUCCGCUCCAGGUACCAGUUGGCAGCAACCAGUCCCGGAUGCAACGAAACUUGCAGCCCAAGUACCCAGGCAGCCGAUCGCAACACAAACACCACCUGAACCGAGGGUUGCCACAUUUAAUAUUUCUCAGAUUCCCGCUCCGCCCACGCCACCAGAGAAUAUUGUGAACGAACAGGAUCGUCAAGCACAGCUACAAUACGAACAGUGGCUAAACCAUCAGCAUCAAGUGUUGUCACAGCAACUGAAGUAUUACGAAACUGAGGUACAAAAGCUGCGUAAAAUACGAAAAUCCUUGAAUAGUAAGCAGCGUCAGCUACGCAAAUCGGGGAACGAAUUGACAGAGAAUGACGCAACCGAGCUACAGCGUAUUUCCAGCGAGCAGGCGAUAUUGCAAAAGCACUUGGACGCGAGUCGCAAGCAAACGCGUCAGCACGGGAUGCUGGUGCAGGAGUAUCAGAGCAAACAGCAACAAAGACAGCCUCAACAGCAGAGUAGCGAACCGUGUUCGCCGUUGAUGUCUCCUUCUCAGCACUCGCCGAUGCACAGUCCAGCUGCUGUUGUUUCACAAAGUCCAGGACCUGGGAACGUUCCUGCGAGUAUGAUACAGCAUUCGCCAGCGACUCCCAUCAUUCAGCACAGUCCAAAUCCACCGUUGCUGCAACACAGUCCUGGCAAUCCGCAAUCGGGAAACCCAGGAACGAUGUCGCCACACAACAUGCAACAGUCGCCUAGAAUCGGAACUCCACAUUCGCAGAACGAAGAAAGUCCUUUCAGUCCCGGUGCAAUGCCAUCGCCUGGGAUGUGUGGUCCUACGGCUACCCGAAUGACGUCUCCUCAACAUCGUGCAAUUAUCACUGGAAGACUGGCGACGAGUCCAGGCGCGUUCACGCCGGACACUCGAAGCACGCAACAGAUCAUCGGAGACCAAGCAGUCCGAGUCCACAGUCUCACGCAACGUUUUGUCCGUCCACCAGCUGUAGGCGAACCUGGACAAAGACCCAGAAUGCAGCUGCAAGGGGGAAUCGUAUACGGGCAACGUUCGCCAUUAGGAAGUCCUCAGCCUACUCAGCAAUCUUUGAUAAGUCAACAACACCAACAGAUGCUUCAGCGUCAGCAGAUUAUCCAACAGCACGAGACAGCUGGGAUUCUUCAAGAUGGACAGAACACGAUCACUCAGCGCACGCUGCAGAUGGCGCAACAAAGGCAGCAACUGUUGCAACAGCAGCAGCAGCAGCAGCAAAUAGCGCAACAACAGAGGCAACAGUUUCUGCAGAUGCAACAACAGCAGCAACAACAACAGCAACACACCAUGCAAAAACCACCGAGUUCUCCUAUGGUCUCUCAACCGGCGAGCUCUCCGAGUCCUCAGCUUCAUCAACAGAUUCAGCAGAAUUACGGACAACCGCCGAGUUCGCCCAUGCCACGCAGUCCCAUGGUUCAACAAACCAUGGGCUCGCCGAUGCUUCAGCAACAGUUGAGUCAAACGUCUCAGCCUCCUAGUCCGAUGAACACGAGGAUUCAUACUCAUCCACCUAGUUCGCCCAUGAUAUCGCAAUACCAGCCACCGAGUCCCAUGUCUCGUCAUCCCUCGACGUCACCGAUGCUACAGCAUCAGCUAAAUAGCAGUCACCAUCCACCAACGUCUCAACCACCUAGUUCUCCCAUGCCCAGGAGUCCUAUGGUCGGUGGAUCGCCUAUGCAAAUGCAAAGAAGACAGUCCACAGGCAACAGUCCAGCGAUGCCCGAUCGACCACAGAGCGUAGAGAACCCAGGGACUCCAAGACCGCCACACACUCCGCACACACCUCACACGCCGCACGGUUCUUACACGACUCAGACCUCCAGCAACAUCACGGUGACCAAUGACCAGCAACAGCAAUUGCAACAAUCUCAUCAGCAUCAACAGCAACCGCUUCCGCAAGAACAAACUGCUUCAACGGAACAUUCGAACAGAGGAGGCGGUAAUCCUCAUAAUCCAUUGAAUCCACUGCCACUCUUGCAUGCUUUCGGUCGAUUUGGAUAUUUUAAACUUGGAUUGAGGGGUGGCUCGCCCAUGUGGUCGACGAAAGCGGAGACCAGCAAGGGGAAAACCUCGGAAUCGCAUCUGCUGAACCUCGACGAGAAACCCAACACUUCUGUGGUGGUGCACAGAAAGACUGGCAUACCGCAAUCAAAAAUAAAUUCUCUGGUGUGUGCUGAUUAUAACGACUUUGACGAUGAUUCCCAUACGCCGCCACAGACACCUCCAACUGCUAUGGAGACCAAACAGGCCACGUCGUUGUCGGAUAACGGGCCGUUGACUUUAGGUAGUCCGAGCAGUAAAAUGGAACCUAUUCCCGACACCACGGAUUAUGACGACGAUAAGACUAUAGUGAACACGGAGGUGACGUUGAGCUCAACCGCGCAGCGAGAUAGCGACGACAUCACUGUGAUAGAUCAGUUCGGGGAUUCUGAGCUCGUGGAUGUGAUAUCAGGGACCCUGGAGGGUGACAUACAGGAGGAAUACGUGCUUUUCGAACCUGGGAUGGUCGUAGAUCUGUCUGCCGAUAGCAACGAUUCUCUCUGUCAGGCGUUAGUCAACGAAGGCAGCCAGGGUCACGAUUUGGUUCAAAUAUUAGAAAUAGAGAAUCCAGAGUCUCAGACCGACGAACCGAUCCUCAGCGACGAGGAUUUGGUGCCCUCUCACGCGCGAAACAAAAAGGGUCUGCGGUUAGACAUCGUCAGGACGUUGCAAUCCGGGAAAAAAUUAGUUGCAGUGACCGAUACACCCGAGUCGCCGGAUCAAGAAGAGCUUCAAGUGGACCCGUCGCCUGGAUCCUACAUGGACCAAUCCCCGGAGCAAGAUCUGAUGGUUUCCUUCGUCAGCGAAUCGGAAGUGGUGAUCAUCGAUCCUAGUACAAAGUCGCCGGAAGAUAAUUUGUCCAAAGAGUCGUGCGCUGACGAGAUCGAAAAGGAUAAUAGCAAUGUUCCAGACCCGCCGAAAGAGAACGCAGUCGCGGAGACUGUCGCGGAAGAUCAAUCAAAAUCGCAGAAAGAAUCAAAACAGAACAGAAGCCCCCCGCCAUUUCUCUUCUCCGAGAAAUUAUUGUACAAUCAAAUGCCACCAUCCAGCGUGCAUCAUGCGAACAUAGGCGUGUCUUCGAUAUGCAGGUCGACGGUUGCCUCCUCCACUCCUGGGAACACAAAUAUCAAUACCAGCAAUGUUAAUACCACAUCCUCCAAUGUGUUGUCAACAGAUGCUGUUAAACCGACCGCAAUAUUCACGACUUUGAGCAUGACGAAAGAUGCUGUGUCUUCUUUCAACAACAAGAAACAGUUGCCGUCGACGAUGGCCAGCAUCGUCGCGGACGCCAAGAUCGCAGCCAAGUUGAGUCAGACGGCGUUGGAGAACAUCAGCGUUGGAUCGCAGCAGAAUACAAGGACAGAGUCUGUGCAGAAGAUCAGCACAUCGAACAUAGAUGUUUCAAAAAGUCACGACAAAUUGACGUCGACUGUCUCUAACGUGCAGAAUGUGUUCACCAGUUUGGUUCAGAAUACUACCAGUGGCGUGGAGUCCAGUAAUCCUACGAAAUUACUUCUGAGCGUGCAGCCAACAUCCGUCACGCUGUUCACGCCAAAAAUGUCGAUACCUGACCUCCCCAAAAAGGAGAACAGCAACUCGGUAGCGAUGACGAAAGAUAAGCUGGAUAUUUUUGAAAAGACGAAAGUCAAAAUUGAGAAGGACGAAACAAAUUUGCGAAAGAACUUGGAGGAGAACAAUGUGGACUCUCUGAGCUCCAACGUUUCUGGUUCGAAUGCAGGCCAGGAAUCAACGCCGGACACUGACAAGAAGAACGAUCCCCUGAAUACAACCGACGAAUUGGAGAGCAUGCUCGAGGCGAUUCAUAAUCCCGCUGAGAACACCAUAAACAGAGAAAACUCUCGCGCGGACAGCAAAACGGACGCCGUGUCGUUGAAAAGGAUAUCUCCCGUCACGGAUGACUUGUCGCUGGUUAACAUUUUGGAAAACGACUCUGAACCCACCGAGAACGAAAAUAAGGACGAGCCAGCCUCCGAAACGCAAAGGAUGAACAACAAGCCAAAGGAAAUCGAGACUACUAUCGCGGACAACAACACCAUGAGCAUACUUCAAAAAGAGAAGAAGCACGACGAAUUGUGUACAGACAUCGAGCCCAGUAAACCGUACGUGCAGCACUGUCUCAACGAAGAGAAGAUGAUGGACGAGUCAUCCGACGACAUAUUGGACAUGUUGCAUAAUAUAAUAUCAUCCAAACCAGAAAUGGCCAACACCGAAAUUCUUCAAGAAGACAGAUCCAGGAAAAGUAUGAUGUACGAUUUGCCAACGCCGUUGGAUACUUUGCCUUUGAAUAUACUGCAGGACUCCUUGAUGGACCUGGAACAGGAACACUCAGACAACGAACAUCUGUUGUCGAAUGAAAGCAAAGGACCAAAGUCUCGGAAGGUCGGCUCGCCGCCCAUAGAACCAACGCCGAAGAAAAGCUCUCCUCUUCCGCAACAGAGCACACCUUUAGUAGUGAGCACCAUAGCGCAACUGCAGAAGUGCACGACAACGGUACCUCAUCUCUCGCCACUGUCGAAACCCACCGAGCUGACUUCAAACGUCGCGAACGUGUCGCACCAGUUAAGAACGUUGCUCUCCUCUCUGCAGUCGAAUCACUCGCAGAACUGCACAACGGUGAAUCAAACAGCCAUCGUGACGAUGGUGUCCGCGAUCUCUGGCCCGAAAGUAGGAAACAUACUCUCCACCGCUAGCACGCCCGCCCCAAAUUCUGUAAAUAAUCUGCACAGCAAUGCUAACGUUAGACUGCAGACGUGCAUGACUACUUCCCAUUCGACGACGCCCAACAAAGCCGAUUUAGAGACUACGACCACUAGUUAUACACCGCAUACAAAGGAAAGUACAAAUUCUACAGUAAGCGUCGUUUCUACGUUGUGCAAGGUCACGCCUUCGGAUCCAUUUUUACGAGUCACUUCCAGCGGGAUGCAGUCGCAGCCUAGCAACAACCUUUCCCUACAAACGUCGUCUGUGAUCACCCCUAGGCCACCGACCAAUUCAGGAAUCUCCAUCACGUCGAACGCGAUGCUGAACGCCAUGUUGGCUGGGACGAAUUCAGCGAAACCGACGAUCGCCGGCCAUCGAACGAACACCGCUCCUACUCAAGCCAGUAAUUUAUUGAGUUCUGUCAUGGCAACCUCGGUGCAACGCACGCAGAGUCUUCAGGCGAUACUGCAAGUGAGCUCUGGUAUCUCCGUUGCUCCCUCACGAGUUGUUGUCAACGCUACGUCGACCACCGUCACCACGUCCAUGCAGUGCGUCAGAACGAUUGUACCUCCUAUAGUCACCUCGAGUACCAACAGCAUCAACGUGACCACCAGCAUACUGCAAAGCACUCUGUCACAGACGCCGACUCUUUUGCAUUCUCAGCUGACGUCUGGACAGGGCCAAUACAAACCAACCGGCCAUUUGGCGGUGGAUAACAAGAACACCGAUCUUGAGAGACUAGCGCAGAGUACACCGUUGAAAAAGGAAGAGGAAUCGAACUGUAAAUCGCAAUCCGUGCUUGAAAAGCCACCUGCCAGAGCCGACAUGGACAUGAGCAAAGGUACUGCUGGAUCGCAUAGGAUGGAAGAGUCGCAGAACGUACUGCUGAAACAGUUGUUGCAGAACACUGCGUGUGCUACGACUACCAUGUCUUCUGGUUCCUCUCAAGGUCCGAGUUUGCCACUGGUACCGUCUCUGGAGGCACAGCUGGCCAGGCCAGUACCACCCACUCCAUUUUCUGUCUUACCACCUCUGUUGAACGAAGUGCCAGCUCCCAAGAUCUCCAGCAACAAGCAAGUCCUCGCCCGGGAGACGUCGUUUCUAUCGCAGACAGUGACACCUUUGAAGGUGCAGAGUCCACCAACCAAAGAAGAGCCACCAAAACCACCUCCGCCGUUGUCAACCGCCGCGCCAGUUCUGUCCCAGCAGCGCAUGGUCGACAGUUUCGUCAAGCAACAAUCGACGCCGCAACAAUCGACGAAGACCACGCCUAUAGUGAACCAAGGAAGCCAACAGUCCACGACCACGAUGACCAAACAGCUACCGCUCACGGUGAAGCCGCCGGACACGACCACGUCUAUCAAACAAGAACCUGCUGGCACUCAACCGCCAGCGAAACCUGCGAACGACUCCGUCAUCAACAACAAUGUUCCAGUGCAACAGCAAUGCGUGUCGGCUCCCAUGGUCGUUUCGCGAGUCGUGCAACAACCGAAACCCGUGAUCACCACUGUGGCUUGUAAAAAUAUACAGUCCACGACGCAACAACCACCCAGCUCCAUCCAAGUAGCGCAAUCAUUGACGACCGUCACCACCAGCCAGCCGCAAACGCAACAACCUCAGCCCCAAAUACCGGUUACCCCGAAGUCCAUUGUUUCAACGCAACAGCCAUCCCCACACGCAAACACAAUACCGCCAUCAGUGCCUCAUACGGUGUCUCAUACUGUGGGUCACCAAGCCCAGGCGUCACAGGGUGCGAAUGCACAACACACAGUGCCUUUAGUGGAAGUCAAAAAGGAAGUUCUUGACGAAGUUCUAUCUAGUGGUACACCUACCCAAUUAACCGAUACCAAAGACUUUCUUACUGCCAAAGAGGAGCUUAUCGACGGAUCGAUUGACGACAAAACUGAUCUCAAGAAGUUGAAAAGGCGACAAUAUCAACAGAAACGGAAACAGAGCCAGGGGAAAGACGCAGCGACGGCGCCUCAGAAGAAGCGCGCCAGGAAGGUGUCUCGCUUGGACGAGGACUACGACACGUUUAUUGACAAUUUAAUGACACAGUUGCGGCAACUUCAGCCAAUGGCAGUAUUAGAACCCCUUCUAGGCAAAAAUUAUGGCGUGUGCCCUAUCUUCGGCUCGGGAGACUUGACGAAAAUUGGAAGCCAAAAAGAUUACAACACCAGGACAGGAGAUUUGGUGGGUUCGUACGGAUCCGCUACGUUGCCGGGUGUCUCUGAUCACUAUAACACACAGCCAUUCGGUGAAUUAGAACCCUUACCGCCUCAACAGCCUGCUUCUACACAGAGAGGAUUCUAUGAUCAAGAAUUUCCACCCCUUAAAUUAGACGAUUCCGAUGAAAAGAAGGAGAACUCUUUGUUGGCAAACCGUGAUGUCGAUUCUCCUGAUACAAUAGUCAGUUCAUCUUCACCCGAAUGCGUUAUCCCAGAGUUCAUACACCGAUUCCCUGGUUUGAGAUUGAUCGAAGAAGAGUCGGACGAGGAAUCUGACUGGUUGAAACGCGUGUCACCUGUGAUACCUUUGAUAUCCCCGAUACCGAUCAGGCUCAAACCGGCAUACGUCAAAGAUACGGCUAAACAAGAUAAAGAAAAUCUUGGAAUACCGAGACUCGGAAAAUCACCUCCAAUACCUCUGAGAGAUGGCAACGUAACAGUUACAUUAACAUUAAAUAGUCAGGCUGCAGACGACAUAAUGGGAGUACUUAAAGACUUGGCUAAUAUUUUAAACAUAGCUCCUCCCACUGGUUACCAGAUAGUAGAACGUACCACUACUCCCCCUAGUCAGAAAUUAGGUCUUUAUAGAACCAAGGGAAAAGAUGGUAAAGAGGGAGCUCCAAUUGAUAUACAAAGUAUUUUGAAUGGCGCUGCCAAAUUCUGUCGUCAUUGCGAGGUUGUGAUAUUGAAUAGUUUAAUAAGGAAGAAAGUAUCAGACUUACCAUUUUUAAGUAAGGAAGAAGCGGAGCCUGGUGAUGAAUUAUGUUUCUGUUCGGCAGCCUGUUACAUGCAAUUUGCCCUCAUGCAUAGAACACCCUCGAAUACGCAAUAUAAGGCUGCAACCAUAGUAGAUCAUUUAUGUCAUAAAAUAGACAGUAAGAUAUUGGACGACGAUUUUAAAAAGGGAAAGAAAUUUGUAAUCAAACAAUCGAUCGAGCCCGUUGAAAGCAUGGAAAUUGAUCAGGUGGAGAAGGAGUCUGAAAUUAAAAUAAAAACUGAGAAGGAAGAUCACGAUAUCACGGAUAUGAAGGAGGAAAUAAUGGAGGAAAAGAGGUCGAAGAAACAUCCCGCCGUGGAGGAAUCCUCGACCGAAUCGACCGAGCCCCAGCCACCUGCUAAAGUAUGGAGAGGCUUACGGUACAAAAGUUGGACUAUUGGCUCGAUGCAACCUCACACAAAGUAUAAAAAACCAACCGACAAAGAGAUCACGGAGAUGCUUUUCCGUAUGGGGGUGACGGUUAUACCUGCUAAGGCGGAAGACAGUCGACGAUGUAUGUUUUGUCACAAUCAAGGUGACGGUACAGCCGAUGGCCCCGCUAGGCUACUUAAUUUUGACGUCGACAAGUGGGUGCACUUGAAUUGCGCCCUCUGGUCGGAAGAUGUGUACGAAACUGUAAAUGGUGCCUUGAUGAAUCUCGAUACUGCUUUGCAACAUAGUCUUGUAUUAAAUUGUAUUGUUUGCGAGAAGCCGGGAGCUACAGUAAAAUGUUUUAAAAUGCGCUGCACCAACGUGUACCACCUUGGCUGCGCUGUCAAAGAUGGCUGUGUUUUUUAUAAGAAUAAGAGUACCUAUUGCUCUCAACACGUGCAAAAGAACGAGAAAGAUAACGAGCUGACGACGCUAUCCGUGUAUAGAAGGGUGUACGUAAAUCGUGACGAGAACCGACAAGUCGCAGCUGUGAUGCACCAUUCGGAGCACAAUCAUUUAUUGAGGGUCGGGAGCCUAAUAUUUUUAAGCGUCGGACAGCUACUUCCGCACCAGCUCGCCAACUUUCACACACCGAACUACAUCUACCCGGUUGGAUACAAGAUCGUCAGGUUCUAUUGGAGCAUGAGGAGGCCGAACAAACGAUGCAGAUACGUCUGUUCCAUUCACGACGUUUCCGGCCGGCCCGAGUUCCGGGUGCUGGUCCAAGAGCCCCUCCAAGAGGACGUCGAGCUACGGGACGCCACGCCGCGCGCCGUUUGGAGCAGAAUCCUCGAGCCGCUAUCCGACCUGCGAAGAACGACGCACAGCGUCCAGCUAUUUCCGCGUUACGUAUCCGGCGAGGACCUGUUCGGGCUGACCGAGCCGGCGGUCGUUCGCGUCCUCGAAAGUCUUCCAGGCAUCGAAACCCUGACCGAUUACAGAUUCAAAUACGGUCGUAACCCCCUGUUGGAAUUGCCGUUGGCGAUCAAUCCCACGGGCAGCGCUAGGACCGAGGCUCGCCUGCGCAAUCAGCUGCCGUGGAAGAGGCCGCACACGCAGCGCACAGGCUCCUCGGCCAGGGCGACGUUCGUGCCGACCGCGACAGUCGCCGGCGAGGUGGCGUGCCCCUACUCGAAACAGUUCGUUCAUUCCAAGAGCUCGCAGUACAAGAAGAUGAAGCAAGAGUGGCGGAACAACGUCUAUUUGGCGCGCUCGAAGAUACAGGGACUGGGAUUGUACGCUGCCCGCGAUUUGGAGAAGCACACUAUGGUCAUCGAGUACAUCGGAGAGAUCAUUCGCACCGAGCUGGCUGAGACCAGGGAGAAGCAAUACGAAGCAAGGAAUCGUGGUAUUUAUAUGUUCCGCCUAGACGAAGAGAGAGUGGUCGAUGCAACGUUGUGCGGGGGCCUCGCAAGGUACAUCAACCACUCUUGUAAUCCGAAUUGCGUCGCUGAGAUCGUUGAAGUCGAACGUGAUCUUAGAAUUAUAAUCUUUGCGAAGCGAAGAAUCUCACGUGGCGAGGAGCUGGCAUACGAUUAUAAAUUCGAUAUCGAGGAUGACCAACACAAGAUAGCAUGCGCAUGUGGCGCGCCUAACUGCCGCAAGUGGAUGAACUAAAGAGCUCUAUCCACCGUUGUUAUUGUUACUACGUUAUUGGGUAGGUUUUACAUGAAGAAAAAAAAUAUAUAAAUAUAUAUAAAUGUAUAAAUAUAUAUAUAUAUACCAUGUAUAUAUAUCGUGUAUAUGUAUAUAUAUAUAUAUAUAUAUGAUAGACACAUUAUUUAAUUUGUAAAGUGCCAUUGCAGUUUGACUAAUUGAGAUUCAUAGUGAAGUUGGUGCUAUGCCAUCACAACAUUCCUCCAAAGUUGUACAAUAUUAGUUUUACUUUACAAAACAUAGAACAUUGAUCGCUUGUAUAUUACGGACACACUCGAGGACACGACACGGAAUAAUUGCGAAACAAAUUUUAUGGGUCGUGUGUAUGUAUACAGGAAGUUUGUAUCUUUGUAUGUUGAGUAGAGUCAACGGUUUAGUUGACCGAUAUUGUAAUAUAAAUCGUUUAUUAAUUAUUAUUGCAUAUACAUUGCACUGUAUCUGUACAUAAGUAGAGAUCCAUGUUAUUUUGAAUCACCGGAUGAAUUAUGUAAAGUAACAGUAUCUAAUUUAGAAUUAUAUACAAUUAUAACUAUUUCAUUAUAUGAUAAUA